GCUGCGGAGGUCGGCGCCAUGACCUUAUACCGGAUGUCCCGGUUUCUCGGUCGCGUUCCGGCCACAGCGUGGAGAGCGGCAAGAUCACCCCUUUUGUGUCAUUCUUUGAGGAAAACAAGUUCCUCUCAAGGUGAAUCUGAACCUAUCAAACAAUCUCUUAAGAAGCCAAAGUUACCACAAGGUCGUUUUGAUACACCAGAAGAUACCGAUUUAGAGAAAGACGUACUGACAAAAUUUCCAGACGAUGUUAAUCCUGUUACCAAAGAGAGAGGUGGACCCAGGGGCCCAGAACCUACCCGAUAUGGAGAUUGGGAACGAAAAGGACGCUGUAUUGAUUUUUAAUCUACGUGUUCAUUAACUUCAGUAUCUUUUUCUGAAUACAUACAUCUGAAUUAACUUAUUUCUGAUUACUUUUCUGUAUAUCCUUUGAUCAUCUAAUUUCUAUAAUGUGUUUAAAAGUACAUAUGGCUUCGGAAGAAAAUAUGCUGUUGUAAAUUAGGAAAAGGAAAAUAUUUCUGCAUUGUCACAUUGGUUUUAAUUUAAAUGUAUUGGGGUAUACACGUGAUGAUUAUACCUGCAGACUUUUCUUUCAUCAUGUUUUAGUUUAAAUUAAUUACUUAUAAAAUGCAAAUAUACAUAAAGCAACUUUUGUUAAUAAUUAUGUUGCCAUGUGCUAGGUAAUAUUGGCUUUUUAAAUGUGAGGUAACUAGUGCAUUAUAUUUCAGAAGGCCAUAGUAACAACAUAAAAUAUUUUACUUGGAGCCAGAUUACUUGAGUACAAAUCCUGGCUCUACUACUUUCUGGCUUUAUGACCUUAUGUUAAGUUCUUUUACUUCUCCGUGCUUAAGUAUCCUUAUGUGUAAAUUGGAGAUAAUAUGAGUUCCAGCUCACAG
This is a messenger RNA of Rhinolophus ferrumequinum (greater horseshoe bat), 893 nucleotides long. RefSeq names its product succinate dehydrogenase assembly factor 4, mitochondrial-like. Lineage: Eukaryota; Metazoa; Chordata; Mammalia; Chiroptera; Rhinolophidae. The record is from RefSeq and is a predicted model, not a curated record. Gene Ontology annotation, biological process: mitochondrial respiratory chain complex II assembly. Gene Ontology annotation, cellular component: mitochondrion.